Messenger RNA from Symbiodinium sp. CCMP2592, 369 nucleotides. NCBI's taxonomy places the organism in Eukaryota, Dinophyceae, Suessiales, Symbiodiniaceae. The record is from the annotation of a GenBank genome assembly.
AUGGCGAUUCUUGGAGUUGAGCUGGCUGGCCCUGAACAGAAUCGGUUCCAGCCUCAGCCUUUGCACCUGUUCUUGAACGGGCGAGAGCAACCGCCGACAUGUUUUCUAGGAUUGGAGCUGGCAUGCGCUUUUGCGCAGUGGCUUGGCUGGAACGGGGCGGCCAGCAUCACUGGAAGCUUCCCUGCUCGGUUUGCAGACAUGCUCUACUCCGGCCACACCUACUUCACUAUCCUCUAUAUCUUGGCCCUUUGCGAGCUUGUGCGCAAAGCAAUCAGAAUGCCUGACUCCCCGAUUUAUGUGAAGAAGCCGUUCCGACAGAGACUCGGGUGGCAAUGGAAGUCAUGGAACGUAGUAGUCCUCGAGAAGUAG